Bombus terrestris (buff-tailed bumblebee) is the source of this 1440-nucleotide messenger RNA. RefSeq lists its product as uncharacterized. The record is from RefSeq and is a predicted model, not a curated record. Bases 145 to 930 code for a protein of 261 amino acids. NCBI's taxonomy places the organism in Eukaryota, Metazoa, Arthropoda, Insecta, Hymenoptera, Apidae. The transcript is spliced from 4 exons.
UACGACGUAAUUCAGAAUCUUUUACAAAAUAUUUCCUUUAAUUAUAAAUGUUUCGUUAAAAACAAUGUUAACCUCGACGAAUGAAAAAUUGUUGUUUCUCUAUUCUUUCUCUUUUUUCAUUCUUGACCAGUUAAUUGUAUUUUCAUGCAGCAAAGAAAUAUCGUAUAUUUAAACGAAUAUUCUUUCAACAGAGACCCAUGUAAAUUCUUCGAUCGUAUGCUCCAACUGGCGAUUAAAUUACCGGUAUACACGAUGACCACCGCGUUGGAAAAUUUUAUCACGAUCACUCAUCGUGAUUUUAAUUGGCCGUAUCCUGUACCUCUUAUUACGAAACCGGCACAACCACCGAAGAGUACGGGAAUUCGAUUAUACACCCCCAGAAUCGAUCCUGAGGAUUGUUCGUGCGACGAACAUGGCCAACAGAGUAACAAGGAUAGAUACAAAUACCUGGCUGACAAGGAACGACAAUUUCUGGACCAACUGAAGAAAGUGAACCGUGAAAUGACGAAUCUCGCGAAGGCUAUGCUAGACGCUAACUGCGAGCCAAUGGACGAGACGAUGAAGAGUAUUUAUAAAACGGAUUACGCGAAGAGAGGAUUGCCUAUCAAAGUGUACAGAGAGCUACAGGCUGCGGUCGAUUCAUCGUACUGUUCACCUUUUCCGGCGGAAGUAACGAAAAUAAAGGAGGGUUACAGAGAUCCAACGAGAUUUCGAUACACCGCCGUCGAAAGACCGCAUAUUCAGCCAGCCAAAACAAUUAAUUUGUUCCAAGUUCCAGAAUCUUUCUCUAUGUGGGAGACACCUUUCACCGGUCGCUCGCAAUACAUGGAUACUAUCAGCAAGAUGGGUCUCAGUAACAUAAAAAAUCGACAACAAUAUCUGGAACCACUACCUUCGUCAAGAAGAAGAUUUGGGGACUGUAAAUUAUAAAUUCGAACGAUAAAAACUUCUCUCAUCGACCAGACACUGCCGAUUUCUAAAAUAUUCGAUUAUAUGAAAGCAAUUGUUAAUUAUUCACUCACAUUCUCGUGUUUCUAAUGUAUAAAAAAAAAGAGAUACGAAUCCCCUAAAUUUCCCAAAAAAAGUCACCAUUAAAAAAAAAAAAAAGACAUAUAAUUACUACCAUUUAUUUAUUAUUAUAACCAAUCAAGUUCAAACCGACGGAAUCAUAUGUGUAUAACCUAAUUCUUUUGUUUUCUUUUCUAUUUUCUUUUUACUUUUUUCUUUUUUAUUCUUUUUUAUUUUUUUUUAUUUUUUAUUUUUUUUUUUUUAUUUUUUUACCACUUCAUAAUGGCAGAUUUAUGUGAAUUUUUUUCUACGGAAUAUACUCGCAACUUUAGGAAGAAAAAGACACGACCAGCUGAGAUGUAAGAAAAAAAAAGAUGUAUAUUAUCGAAAUUAUAAACAGAUGGACAAAUUUUAUCUAGGAACGCGAAUUGU